GGCACAGCUUUUUUUACUGAAAACUUUUUGACACCCACACGCUACCCUAGACACGAAAAAUGGAGGAAGAGCGAUCGCCCAAGAGACAAAAGUCAGAGGAACCCGUUGAAACCGAAAUCGAGUAUUCCGUAGAAGAGCUCAAGAAGGGAGCCGACUUUAUUGAUGCCAUUAGUGCUGGUGAUCUGGAAAAAGCCAAAACGCUGGAAAAAGAAGGUGCAGAUAUCUGCUUUAAUGGCAACGAACAAGGCCGAACACCACUUCACUAUGCAGCCGAAAAGGGACACAAAGAUAUCGUUAAAUGGCUGCUAAGUGAAAGCCAUCCUUACAAUUUGCUCGACAAGGAUCAGGUCACUGCCGGCGAACUUGCAUUAAAAAACAAGCACAAUGAUAUCUACGAGAUGCUGGUGGAAGAAGGCACGCGCGCUGAACUCUUGCUACGCGCAUUAAAGGCCAGUUUUGCUGCUGAAGAUGAUGAUGACGACGACAAGGUGGAAGAGGGCGAGAAAGAAGAAAAGGACAAGAGAAAGACAAAUGUGCCCAACGAAGAGUAUUUAAACCAAAAGCUACAUUAUGACGAUAACAAGUUGAUGGACGAGAAUAACGAUGCUGUGAUGAUGGGUUGGGAAGGUCCGCUGAUGGUAGAACACGCCAAGGUCAUGUGUCCCCGUGAAGGUUUGGAUGUGCUCAACGUUGGCUUUGGUUUGGGCUUGAUCGAUAUGGAAUUGCAAAAAUACAAGCCUCGCAACCAUUUCAUCAUUGAGGCACACCCGGAUGUGUAUGCACAUAUGAAGGAACAAGGAUGGGAUAAGAAGCCUGGUGUUACUAUCCUGUUUGGACGGUGGCAAGACAUGGUACCAACUUUGACACAAGCUUUUGAUGGUAUCUUUUUCGACACGUAUGGAGAGUUCUACGAUGACCUGCGCGCAUUCCAUGAUGCCGUGCCCAAUAUCUUGAACGAAGGCGGUAUCUACACAUGGUUCAAUGGUCUUGGUGCCACCAACCAAUUCUUCCAUGAUAUCUAUUGUCGUGUGAGCGAAGUUGACCUGCACGACUUUGGAUUAAGUACCGAGUAUGUCGAUAUACCAAUUGCAACGGCCGACGAAAAGGGUGUAUGGGAUGGUGUUCGUCAACGCUAUUGGGUCCUAGAUACAUAUAAACUUCCCAUCUGCAAAUUCCUGGAUUAAUUCCGUAGUAAUAAAAAGAAACUCGCCAUCCCAACCUCUUCCUUUUCUUUUUGCUGUACAUAAUAAAUUACCCAAACAUAUAUGGAAACUUUUUGAGUAUUGGAGGGAUGAGUAAUGACCUUUUAUUGUUUUUUGAGAGAACAAGGUAAUUUAAGCAAUGAGCUCGACGGCUACA
Zychaea mexicana is the source of this 1359-nucleotide messenger RNA. RefSeq names its product S-adenosyl-L-methionine-dependent methyltransferase. Lineage: Eukaryota; Fungi; Mucoromycota; Mucoromycetes; Mucorales; Lichtheimiaceae. Gene Ontology annotation, cellular component: cytoplasm; nucleus. The record is from RefSeq and is a predicted model, not a curated record. The coding region runs from base 60 to 1184 and encodes 374 amino acids. Gene Ontology annotation, biological process: peptidyl-arginine methylation. The transcript is spliced from 4 exons. Gene Ontology annotation, molecular function: protein binding; protein arginine N5-methyltransferase activity.